Messenger RNA from Acanthochromis polyacanthus (spiny chromis), 3689 nucleotides. RefSeq names its product hook microtubule-tethering protein 2 (gene hook2). Gene Ontology annotation, molecular function: microtubule binding; dynein light intermediate chain binding. Bases 178 to 2307 code for a protein of 709 amino acids. The record is from RefSeq and is a predicted model, not a curated record. Gene Ontology annotation, biological process: cytoskeleton-dependent intracellular transport; cytoplasmic microtubule organization. The transcript has 22 exons. Gene Ontology annotation, cellular component: centrosome; cytoplasm. NCBI's taxonomy places the organism in Eukaryota, Metazoa, Chordata, Actinopteri, Pomacentridae.
GAUAGAGGAGCCGAAACGCGAAGUGGGUAGGAGCAGCAGGACAGCAGGAGGCCGUGGCUGCAGAAUGACUGACGUGGGAAAGUGUCGGGACUGAGUGAGAAAGUUUCGGGGCAGAACUUGAGGGCAGAACCGACCGCUUCCGUACGAGCCGCCGCCGGUUUCACUGAGCGCAGCGCAAUGAGUCUGGACAAGGCAGAGCUGUGCGAUUCUCUGUUAACCUGGUUGCAGACAUUCCACGUGCCGUCAUGCAGCAGCAAGUACGACCUGACAAGUGGAGUAGCCAUCGCACACGUACUGCACAGAAUUGACCCCUCUUGGUUUAAUGAGACAUGGCUAGGCAGGAUCAAGGAGGAGAGCGGGGCCAACUGGCGCCUCAAGGUCAGCAACUUGAAGAAGAUUCUAAAAAGCAUGCUGGAAUAUUAUCACGAUGUACUCGGUAACCAAGUAUCCGACGAGCAUUUGCCAGAUGUGAACCUUAUAGGCGAGAUGGGAGAUGUCACUGAACUGGGCAAGCUGGUGCAGCUCGUACUGGGCUGCGCCGUCAGCUGUGAGAAGAAACAAGAGCAAAUCCAGCAGAUAAUGACACUUGAGGAAUCUGUCCAGCACGUCGUGAUGACAGCCAUUCAGGAGCUUUUAUCAAAAGAGCCUUCAUCAGAAGCAGGAAGCCCAGAGACCUACGGAGACUUUGACUACCAGUCCAGGAAGUAUUAUUUUCUUAGUGAAGAGGCGGACGAGAAGGAGGACCUGAGCCAGCGCUGCAGAGACCUUGAACAUCAGCUGUCAGUAGUUGUGGAGGAGAAGUCGUCCCUCCAGGCGGAGGCCCGUUCCCUGAAGGAGAAGCUGAGUCGCAGCGACUCUCUGGACGCCUCCACCACUGCCAUCACUGGCAAGAAGCUGCUGCUGCUGCAGAGUCAGAUGGAGCAGCUUCAGGAGGAGAACUACAGACUAGAGAACAGCAGGGAUGACAUGCGUGUGCGUGGGGAAAUCCUGGAGCGUGAGGUGUCCGACCUGCAGCACCGAAACGAAGAGCUGACCAGCCUGGCACAGGAGGCCCAGGCCCUCAAAGACGAGAUGGACAUCCUCAGGCACUCGUCUGACCGGGUGAACCAGCUCGAAGCGCUGGUGGAGACGUACAAGAGGAAGCUGGAGGACCUGGGCGACCUGCGCAGACAGGUGCGCCUCCUAGAGGAGCGCAACACGGUGUACAUGCAGCGCACCUGCGAGCUGGAGGAGGAGCUCCGCAGGGCCAACGCUGCCCGCAGUCAGCUGGACACCUACAAGAGACAGGCUCAUGAGCUUCACACCAAGCACUCAGCGGAGGCCAUGAAAGCUGAGAAGUGGCAGUUUGAGUACAAGAACCUCAAUGACAAGUACGACGCGCUGCUGAAGGAGAAAGAACGCCUGAUCUCAGAAAGAGACACACUUCGGGAGACAAAUGAUGAGCUCAGGUGCGCACAAGUCCAGCAGAAGUGUCUCAGCGGAGCAGGAAGCUUGGUUGACACCGACGUCGCAGUGGGAAGUCUUGCUUCAGAGAUUAUGCCUGAGCUCAAGGAGACUGUGGUGCGUCUGCAAAGUGAAAACAAGAUGCUGUGUGUCCAGGAGGAGACUUACAGACAGAAAGUAGCGGAGGUUCAGGCUGAGUUGGAGGAGGCUCAGCGCAGCAAGAAUACCCUGGAAACUCAAAACAGGUUGAACGAGCAGCAGGUCUCAGAGCUGCGUUCUCAGGUUGAGGAGCUUCAGAAAGCACUCCAGGAGCAGGACAGCAAGAACGAGGAUUCCUCCUUGUUGAAGAAAAAGCUUGAGGAACAUUUAGAGAAGCUCCAUGAAGCCCACUCAGACCUCCAAAAGAAGAGAGAGGUCAUUGAUGACCUGGAGCCCAAAGUGGACGGCAACAUGGCCAAGAAGAUAGAUGAACUCCAGGAGAUUCUGCGGAAGAAGGAUGAGGACAUGAAGCAGAUGGAGGACCGAUACAAACGCUACAUGGAGAAGGCGAGAACGGUGAUCAAAACUCUGGAUCCUAAGCAGCAGCCGGUCACUGGGACUCCUGACAUUCAGGCGCUGAAGAACCAGCUGACAGAGAAGGAGAAAAAAAUCCAGCAUUUGGAGCACGACUAUGAGAAGAGCAAAGCCAGACACGACCAGGAGGAGAAGCUCAUCAUUACUGCCUGGUACAACAUGGGGAUGGCGCUGCAUCAGAAAGUGUCCGGCGACCGGCUGGCUCCGUCCAACCAGGCCAUGUCCUUCCUCGCCCAGCAGAGACAGUCCACCAACGCCAGGAGGGGACUGACACGACACCACCCGAGAUGAGACGAAGCACUCUACUUCACCUGAUGAACUCCCUGUAUCUCUGCCUUUUAUGCCUUUAAAACCUCAGUUGUUCUUCGUGCUGCUGCUGCCCCCUGCUGGCUCCUCACGGUACGAGCCCUCAGAGGAUGGAGGUACUACUGACAUGACAUGGAGGAGGAGGAACUGUAGAAAGAGGCCUUCUCACCUUUUAAGGUGAUCGUUCCUGCCUCUGUAGCCUCUUGGACUCACUCCUGUUUCUUCUUUUAUUUUCAUUUCUUUUAUACGUUUUAUGUCGGUUAAAAUGUGGUAGACGAGGGAGGAGUUAUUAGAAUUACUACUAGAAGUGCUCAAGAAGCUGUAAGCUACACAAACUAUCCCUUUAACAGGCGGCCACAUCUCGGAUUAGCUAGUUUGUGGUGAAUUUUCUCGUAGCAUUUACUUUUAUCUGAGUUUUUUGAGAUCAUGAAGGUGACUUUUCUUUUCGUCUUCUUUUGAACUUAAUCAAAGAAUUUCUCACAAAACACACCAAAGCACUUUCUCAGUAGAAGGAUGGGUUAGUUUGGUGCCUCAGAAGACUAAAAAUACUCCUUUUAUGGAUGAGACUGAACAUUUACAUACUUGCAGUGUCAACCUUCUCUCUUUUUUGUAGCACAAACAGAUUUUUCUUCAUGAUUACGAUGCUCAGAUGUCUGACGAUCGAAGGCUUCUGUUCCCGUUUGUCGUCUAUAAAUGUGAUUAUUAGCUACAUGAAGCCUUUUUUCAUUCCCAUCCUUCUUCCCAAAGAUUUGAAACAGGGUGUCUGGUUGUGGGUUGGACCUGACUGCACUCUCCACUUUAGACCGAGGCGGGGUUAUAAUCCUCCUCCUUUAUCAGCGGGGAAACAGAAUGAGCCCCUGAUAAUGAUAACACUAAAUAUAAUGACUCAGCUAAUGGCUGUUUGCUGCUGCUAGGCCUCAUUUACAGUUUAGCUGAACUGGAAGGAGAGGUUUCAUCAAUACGCUGGAAUUGUUUUGUCGCCUGCUAACUGGAAGCAGAUGAAAAGCCUGGAACAGAUUAAUCAAACACUACGACUGCCUUUUUUUCACUGUUUUUUCUUUCUGAUAGUCCUUUUAGUGCGUCCCACAUCAGAGCUGCUGUUUCGUGACUUCCCUGGAAGCGUUUGCUAUGAUCUACACAGACCAGAAUCUUGCCGUUUGUGUUCGCACACGUUUCUACUCAUGAUUUGACUUGAUUUUUAUGGUGUGAAGCGAUUUGCAUGGCGUGAAGGGUUUAACUUUUUACUGUUUGUUUGCAUCAUUGUGCUCUCGGUAGAUUACAGCACGCAGGGAUCCGAAGCGAGUGAAAGAUUUGUAGUUCUCUCUGUUCAACUUUUGCACUACAAAUAAAUGGGAUCUUAAGAUAAA